This is a messenger RNA of Acaromyces ingoldii, 1607 nucleotides long. RefSeq lists its product as hypothetical. Bases 246 to 1532 code for a protein of 428 amino acids. Gene Ontology annotation, cellular component: nucleus. The transcript is spliced from 3 exons. Gene Ontology annotation, molecular function: phosphoric diester hydrolase activity; double-stranded DNA 3'-5' DNA exonuclease activity; DNA-(apurinic or apyrimidinic site) endonuclease activity. Gene Ontology annotation, biological process: base-excision repair. The record is from RefSeq and is a predicted model, not a curated record. NCBI's taxonomy places the organism in Eukaryota, Fungi, Basidiomycota, Exobasidiomycetes, Exobasidiales, Cryptobasidiaceae.
GUCUUCCCAUGCUGAGGUCGCUUGUCAGCAGCACAUCUUCGCCGUCUGCCGUGUGUCUCUCGAGACGUUUGUUGUGCCAAUCCCCUCCCAUUUUGCAGCAGCAGCAACGUAAGCAGUCAUCGAUUGUUGGACAUCAUCGCUCGAGCUCAAGCUUGGGUCUGGGUCUGGGUCUGGGUCUGAGUCUGGGUCUGAGCAGCAAGGCAAGGACGAACGCGAGCUCGAUCUCGAUCCUAAUCUCGACAGACAUGCCGCCGAAACGUGCGGCGGCGACAAAGGCCGCGGCCGAGAGCAAGACCAAGGCAAACGGAGCCGGUCCAAGCAAGCCGGAGGCUGGCAAGGCCAAGGUGGCUAAGGCCUCUGGCGACGGAGACGGGGCCGCGGACGGGCCGGCGGGGCCCGCCCAGAAGAAACAGAGGACGACGAAGGAGGCAGCGGUGAAGGACGCCGAGGAGGAACCAGCUGCAAAGCCGGCUGCCCCUACGUCGCCAAAGAAAGGAAAGGCGCAGAAGAAGUCACAGCCAAAGGGCGAGGACGAGCAAGAAGCAAAGAGUGGCGAACCACCAGCAGCAACAGCGGCAGCGGCCGCGGCGCACCCCUCGGCACCGCCUCCCGGCGGCUCCAAGAUGGACACGACUGCGCCCGAGGAGCUGCCCCGAAACACAUCUGUGCCCGACCCACUCUCGUUUGAGGGAGACGAAAAGAGCAAGAAGCAGGACGGAGACGUCCGGAUCGCGAGCUGGAACGUGACGAGCUUCAAGAGCGUCCUAACAAAGGGCUUUAUGAGAUACGUCGAGGCAGAGCAGGCUGACGUGCUCUUUCUGAGUGAGACAAAGUGCAACGACGUUCCCAUGCAUCCGCGCCUGAGCGAAAUCUACCCGUACCAGACCUGGGGCAUCGGUCUCAAGAAGGGCUACGGAGGCGUGGCACUGCUGUCCAAGCAAAAGCCACUGAAGGUGACAACAGGCCUUGCCACAUCAGCAGGCGAGGACUCGCCGCAAGACACAAAGGGCCGUCUCAUCACAGCCGAAUUCUCCAACUACAUCCUCGCGGGCACCUACGUCGUCAAUGCAGGCGAGGGACUCAAGACGAUGCCGCAGAAGCAGGCGUGGAAUGCCGCAUUUGCAAGGCACCUCAAGGAGUGCGACGAGCGCAAGCCAACCAUCUGGACGGGCGACUUGAACGUCGUGCUUGACAGCCGCGACCUUUCGGCAGCGAGCAAGAAGUGGAACAAGUCGCCGGGCUAUACCGCCAUCGAGUGCAGCCAUCAUCGAGCCGUGCUGGCAGGCACGGCCGUAGAGGGCGCCAAGCCCUACGUCGAUAUGUGGCGCGAGCUGCACCCAGACGCAGUCGGCCACUACAGCUACUAUGGCUACCGAGGCAAUUGUCGGGUCAAGGGCAUUGGCUGGCGCCUCGACUCGUUCAUCGUACCAGAAAGGAUCAAGGGCAAAGUCCGCGCCGUCGAGAUCCGUCACUCCGUCUGGGGUGCAAGCGAUCACACGCCAGUCUACAUGGACAUCAAGGGUCCUCUUUGAGAAGAGCAACUUCUUUAUUCCUCCUUUGUCUAGUAGAUGUGUGGUAGUGCCGCGGUGAGAGAAUAGAUACAUCAC